Molecule: messenger RNA, 1665 nt
Organism: Penicillium taxi
Lineage: Eukaryota; Fungi; Ascomycota; Eurotiomycetes; Eurotiales; Aspergillaceae
Product: lysophospholipid acyltransferase
Exons: 4
Coding region: 1-1665 (554 amino acids)
Biological process (GO): glycerophospholipid biosynthetic process; lipid modification
Cellular component (GO): endoplasmic reticulum; membrane
Molecular function (GO): 1-acylglycerophosphocholine O-acyltransferase activity; 1-acylglycerol-3-phosphate O-acyltransferase activity
Source: RefSeq, a predicted model, not a curated record
AUGUUGCCCUACGUAGACCUGUUGUUUGAUUACCCUGCUCGGCUUACAGGCGCGUCAGUGGAUGAACUCAAACUGAUCGCUUCAUUCCUUCUAUCCUAUCCUCUGGCAGCUUUACUGAAACGGAUCCCCGACGCUCAACCCUGGAAAAAAAAUGCAUUCAUCAUUGGAGCUUCUCUUUUCUACAUGAUAGGUCUUUUUGACCUGUGGGAUGGUCUUCGCACUCUUCUAUAUAGUGCAUUUGGCACUUAUGCCAUUGUAUACUAUGUGGACGGGUCCUUGAUGCCCUGGUUCGGCUUCGUCUUCCUCAUGGGCCACAUGUCGGUGAGCCACAUAUACCGUCAGAUCGAGAAUGACCCACAGGCAGUCGAUGUUACUGGUGCCCAGAUGGUACUGGUCAUGAAACUUUCCUCCUUCUGUUGGAACAUUCAUGACGGCCGCCUGCCCCAGGAUCAGCUGUCUGAUGCACAGAAGUACUCUGCCAUCACCGAGUUCCCCAGCAUCUUCAACUACCUUGGCUACGUCUUCUUCUUCCCAUCUCUCUUUGCCGGUCCUUCUUUUGAAUAUGUCGACUACCGCCGGUGGCUUGAUACAACUCUAUUCGAAAUUCCUCCAGGCACCGAUCCAUCCAAGGUUCCCCCUACACGCAAGAAGCGCAAGAUUCCUCGCAGCGGUACUCCAGCUGUCAAGAAACUCGUGAUAGGACUAGUCUGGAUCUUUGUCUUCCUUCAAUUGGGCUCAUUAUUCACUCGAGAGGUUGUGCUUUCUGACGCCUUCCUGGAAUUUGGGUUCCCGCGCCGCGUUUGGACUGUGUACAUGCUCGGGUUUGCCAAUCGUUUCAAAUACUAUGGUGUGUGGUCUCUAACAGAGGGCGCCUGUAUUUUGUCUGGCAUGGGUUACAAUGGGUUUGACGAGAAGUCGGGCAAGGUCUUCUGGAACCGCUUGGAGAAUGUUGAUCCCUGGGGAUUGGAAACGGCUCAAAACUCGCAUGGCUACCUGAACAGCUGGAAUAAAAAUACCAACCACUGGCUGCGGAACUAUAUUUACCUCCGUGUCACUCCGAAGGGCAAAAAGCCCGGCUUUCGCGCGAGUAUGGCUACGUUUGCGACAAGUGCCCUCUGGCACGGCUUCUAUCCUGGUUACUACCUGACUUUUGUACUAGGAUCGUUCAUUCAGACUGCAGCAAAAAACUUCCGACGUUACGUCCGCCCCUUCUUUCUCACUCCGGAUGGUAGCCGCCCCACACCGUACAAGCCAUACUACGACAUUGCUAGUUGGCUGGCAACCCAGCUAACCCUGGGUUUCGCUGUCAUCCCAUUCCUAAUCCUCACAUUCGACAACUCAAUAACCGUGUGGAGCCGUGUGUACUUCUACGGUAUCAUUUCCGUCCUCGGCUCAUUGGUUGUGUUCGCGUCUCCAGUGAAAGCCCAUCUAGUAGCUCGCCUGAAACGCCGUAACAGACCCCAUGCGCCACGUACGAUGAGCCAGGAAACAGUACGACCACCUUCUCUUGGUCUACCCAAUGAUCCAGAACGUGACUUUGACGAGGCCGUUCAGGAAAUUAAGGGAGAGAUUGAGUCACGGCGGCGAAGCGGUAGUAUUGUGACCAUGCCCACUGGCAAGGAAUUGAAGACCGCAGUUGAGCAGAAGAUAGGUCGAAAACUCUAA